This is a messenger RNA of Glycine soja, 1303 nucleotides long. RefSeq names its product E3 ubiquitin-protein ligase RNF4-like. Bases 212 to 829 code for a protein of 205 amino acids. The record is from RefSeq and is a predicted model, not a curated record. NCBI's taxonomy places the organism in Eukaryota, Viridiplantae, Streptophyta, Magnoliopsida, Fabales, Fabaceae. The transcript is spliced from 6 exons.
GGCAGGCGUUUGGUUGAAUGGAAGCGCGUGGGCGGGUGGUUCGUGUUUCCGUUCACAACAGUGUCAAUGUCCUCCUCCCUUCUUUUCCCUUUUAAGUCAUAGCUUUCCCCUUCCCUUCAAAUUCUCCUCAAACCCUACCUCCCUUUCCCCCCCCCCUCUUCGCGUCUUUUCGCAACCGACUGCAUCUUGGAUACUGGAAUAGUGUGCCAAUAUGAGCUCUUGGGCAGGCAAGGGACCUGCCGUCAGAAGUUAUCGGAGGAGAAAGACAGCGUUGGACCUUGACCUUAACCGUGUACCAGCUGGUGAGAAUCGUGAGCAGGAGGGACCUUCGACUCAGUCGGUGCCUCGAGAAGUUCAAGUUGAACAGCAGCAGCAGGCUACUCAACCUCCGAUGAUUGACGUGGAAGCCAUUGAUGAUGAUGUUGUUGAAUGUACCCCAAGGGCUUUUGCUGAGGCUAAAAACAAUUCAAGAAGAGUUCGUAGGAGGACUAUAGUUGAUGUUGAUCUAGAAGAUCAGACUAGGCGCAACAAACGCCGAAGAGAAUUGCCAAAUCUGAUUAUUAAUUGUGAUAAGUAUAUAAAUUUGGAAGGCGGUAGCAGUUCCAUGGAGCAAAGUUUUAAAAAGCCACCUGAACCUCCAAAGGAGCUUGUCUUCAACUGUCCAAUAUGUAUGGGCCCUAUGGUACAUGAAAUGUCGACAAGAUGUGGUCAUAUUUUUUGCAAGGAUUGCAUCAAAGCUGCUAUAAGUGCUCAGGGUAAAUGCCCUACCUGUAGAAAAAAGGUUGUUGCGAAAGAUCUUAUAAGGGUGUAUCUCCCAUCGACUAGUUAGAGGCUUUCCGUGGAAGCUGUAAAGAGGAGAACAGGGAUUGGAAGAAACGUCAUUGUACUUUGGACAAUACUGAAUGGCUGUGUUGUUUCUAAUAUGUUCCCUCAUAGCUGAUGCUUAGUCUGUUGUUGGGUAGCUGUUUCUCUUAAUUUAUCAUAUUAAUACAUGAUGACAUUUGGUAUAUAGAUAUAAUUCCUUGAUCAGGUUUUUUUUAGCUUUCAUGUUAUGAAAACUUGGUCUUUUCUUUUUGGUGAUAAUAUAGGGCAAGAGAGGCCAGUCAUGACCCAUUCUUGAGUGGGGAUUUUUUUUAUGUAAUCCCUCACAAGUUCACUGAUAGAUUUCUUUGCUUCGUUAUUAGUGGCUUAGGGCAGCAGGUUGCCAGUAUGAAUAGCUAUCUGAUUUGGCAAACUGUUUUGCAGUACUAGUCCAGCGUGUUUAGUUUUGGUUUACAUGAUAUAUUCAUUUGCUGGUUAAAUA